AUGAAAUUGAUGAUGAAAACGGCUAUAAUAGUGAAGAUAAAAUCCAAGAGCUUCAAGAAUUAAUACAGUUUCUUAUUUCUAAAGGAAAACUAGGAUCAAGUCUUUUAAUUAGUACUGAAUUGUUCCUUACUUAUAUAUUAAAUCAGAAAUGUCCUACUUGUCAAAAUAAAAAUAUAAAUGAAAAAAGAUAUAAAAUAAAAGUUAUAGAAUUGUCUGUAAAAAUUAUAGUUACUUGCUACCACUGUCAAGUAGAAACAUUUUAUGGAAAUGAAAUACCUGGAAUAGAAUUUUCUAAUCUUGUAGCUGAAGCAGGACUGGCUGGUGGUGUUAAUCAUAAAGAAAUUAAAGCUGCUGCAGAAAAAAGCGCAAAUAAUGCAUUAUGUGUAGUUUGUGAAAAAAUUGGUUCAAACAAAAAAGAAACUUUAGAAGUAGGAUUUGAUUGUGCGUGGAGUAAAGUUAGAGAGGCUUCUCAAGCAAGUGCUAAAUUUAUUUAUAAUGGAACACCAGAAG
Molecule: messenger RNA, 510 nt
Organism: Racocetra fulgida
Lineage: Eukaryota; Fungi; Glomeromycota; Glomeromycetes; Diversisporales; Gigasporaceae
Source: the annotation of a GenBank genome assembly